GCAGGCCUGGCUCUGGCUGUUUAGCAGCUAUAGUAAUUUGGCCUAAUGAUUCUUUUAACGUUCCACACCAGAAGACUGGUGAGCCACGCUUACUGUGGACUGAAACCAGCCUCCCAAAAAAAGAGCAUAGCACUGGAAAUGACACGCCCAAGUUCUAAUCUGGCUGAUUUCAGAGAAGCCUUUGCAAAAGCAAAGCACAUUGCAGUGAUUACUGGUGCUGGAGUCAGCGCAGAGAGUGGAGUGCCAACGUUCAGAGGAGCUGGAGGAUACUGGAGGAAAUGGCAAGCACAGCACUUGGCAACACCUGAGGCUUUUGCCAGGAAUCCUUCCCGUGUAUGGGAGUUUUAUCAUUACCGAAGGGAAGUGAUGUUAACAAAGAAUCCAAAUCCAGCGCAUUUAGCCAUUGCAGAAUGUGAAACCAGGCUCAGGAAGCAGGGGAGAAAACUGGUGGUCAUCACACAGAACAUUGAUGAGUUACAUCGCAAGGCAGGCUCCAGAAACCUAUUUGACAUUCAUGGUAGCUUGUUUAAGACACGUUGUACUAGCUGUGGAAGAGUUAAAGAAAACUACAAAAGCCCCAUUUGUCCAGCUCUUGACGGAAAGGGUGCCCCUGAGUCUGAUGUACAGGAUGCCAAAAUCCCAGUAGAACAACUUCCACGGUGUGAAGAAAAUGGCUGCAGUGGUCUUUUGCGUCCUAAUGUUGUUUGGUUUGGAGAAACCUUGGAUUCAAACCUCCUUGGAGAAGUGGAAAAAGAACUUGAGACGUGUGACCUCUGUGUGGUGGUUGGAACUUCAUCAGUUGUGUAUCCUGCGGCAAUGUUUGCACCUCAAGUGGCUGCUAGAGGAGUGCCUGUAGCAGAGUUUAACAUGGAAAAUACUCCAGCUACCACAAGCUUUACGUUUCAUUUUCAUGGGCCCUGUGGAACAACUUUGCCACCCGCACUAGCACGCCACGAGACAGAACUGAUUUCUUGAAUUGAACACCGUAUGCAAGGAGCAGAUGUUCUUAAGACAUUACUGUGUAUUCGGUGUAUGAACAAAGGUCUUUACUAUAGGAAGACAAAUGAAGAACGGAGCAGCAAUCUUGCAAGCAAUCCCUUCACAGUGUUGUUGAGAAGGCUAAUGUCUGUCAUGUAAUAAUCCUUGUGGUUGCCGAGACUAUUCUCCCCUCGCACUAUGGAAGAUAAUUGGCACCAUAAAUUUAUCAAACGAUUGUGUUUAAAAAUGGAAUCAGCCUAAUUGUAAACCAGCACGCUUGCUGGUUGUUAUUCUGCUUUAUUAUAUCUGUUACAUAAAAUAGUUUUCUGUAUAUUUGCAUGUUAUUUUUCUGUUUGAUCAAUGAAAACAAUCAAUAAAAAAAGCCACUGGGCAUUUUAAA
This is a messenger RNA of Xenopus laevis (African clawed frog), 1378 nucleotides long. It is a transcript of the gene sirt5.L, whose product is annotated as sirtuin 5 L homeolog. Gene Ontology annotation, biological process: chromatin remodeling. NCBI's taxonomy places the organism in Eukaryota, Metazoa, Chordata, Amphibia, Anura, Pipidae. The record is from RefSeq and is marked provisional. Gene Ontology annotation, molecular function: protein-malonyllysine demalonylase activity; protein-succinyllysine desuccinylase activity; histone deacetylase activity, NAD-dependent. Gene Ontology annotation, cellular component: cytosol; mitochondrion; nucleus.